CCCCCAUCGUCUCCCCCCCUCCGUUGCGCGCGCCCAUCCCAACCUUGUUCGCCAAUGCCUGUCCUCCCGUCUUCCCUCCCACCGUGCUUCACUCCUCUCUCCUCAAACCGGCCCUUGGUCAGAUCUCGGCGCCCGGCACGUGGUCCAAAGGCCAAUGACUGCAAGAUGACGCCAAAAAGUCUCCCUGCCCUCCCCGGACACUGAACGCCUGAGGCUGAGGGUAGCGAGCAUGGUCUUGUCACGUCCCAUCCCGUUGGAUCUGGCUGAGGGGGGAGCUGUAGCAGCUUGUCGUUCGGAUGAUGACCCUACCGUGCCUUGGUGUGUGGCGGGGAGCAAGAGACAAUACAGCCGCAAAGUGACUCUCCCGUGGUAAUCAUUCCUCGAGUCGUUCACCUGCCCGGUGGUGCUGUCGAUGGAGCAGAUUACCGGACUUGCUAACUCUUUUGCUCGGCACAUCACGCUUCUGCCAGAAAGUCAUAAUACCUCUGCGGGCACUCAUGUGUCAGCCUCUCUCCCUGUCUUGGUCUGUUCCAUUCGUUUGAGUCCAGCUGCUACACUGCGCACCGCUUCCUUCUACAGUCUCUCCUCAUCAUCGUCCAAUGCUGCGUUCUGACUAAGUUUGCGUCCACACACACUCACUCACUCACACUCACACACCCAUCCUCACGCCCUCGCCAUACAAUACCACCAACACCCGCCCCCUUUCCUUGCCCGAACGAGUCGUGUUCCACCUUCCUUGGGUUAUAUCAUCAACGAUUACUCAAGGGCCGCCAAAACUCUUCUACCGGGUCCAGAGCAUUGUGUGCUGCAGCUUGCUGUCUAUGGACGAUUACUCCGGAGAAGCCUCGAGGAGCGACCGGAGCACAAGUACAAAUACGUCCAGGAGACCUCAACCUCGUCAGCGAGGAGAGUCUUCCACUUCAGCACGCAUUGCUUUGCCAUCUCAUCCUGCUGGACGAAGCUCCCAGAGUCCCUCGCACCCGGGUGACCCUUUCUCAGACCAGUCACCAUCCCGCCGAACACCAUAUCAAUCCCCCUCGUCUCCUUUCGAAGACGCCAUGUCUCGCUCCGCAGGCCCAGGACCGACCACGGUCUCGACCAGCCGACCCCAGCAGUAUCAGCUUGUUUCUCCUGGCACACCAGCUGAUCCUCGAUCCAUGAGCCAAAACAACAAGGAUCAACUGAUCCAGUCUCUUCGAACGCAUCGGGUCAACACCAUCACCGAGCUACGCCGCAUCGAAAAGAUUUUUGCCUUUCUGGAUUCCGCCGAAGUGACCGAGCCCAUGACCACGGCAUGGGCUCAUUAUGUGAACUCGAACAACCUGCUGAACGAGCUUCGCGGAUUGACCAGGACCUAUCCUUUCAGCUCCGAGUGUCUGGAUGAAGCCAAAGCGAUGGUGGUGCGUGAUCCGAGCAGCACGCGGAGCUGGAACUACUGCUGGUUAGUUCUGGUGAAGAUGGAAAAGGAAAACCUCAUUGCGAAACACGCCCGUGCUCUAGCCUCCAAGGCAAGCACCUGGGGUGGCCGCAGGCCUACGAAAGAAGAGUUCGAUCGCUUGGUCAAUGCCUGUGUGGCGGAAUGGACUCGAGCCCUCCGGCAGAUGCUCAAGCACUGGGACAAGCCUCCAAGCACGACUGGAAAUUGAACGUGGGAUGAGUGGGCUGUCGGCAUGGGCCGAGAGGCCAAAAAAGAGAGUUCCAGGCUUCCAUUCUUGCCACCCCGUCCAAGUGCCUGUGCUUAUGCAAAGCAAAUGGUCUUGGCUUUGGGGUCCCUUUUCUUUUCCUUCUUUUCUCUUUUCUCAACAACUGUUAAUACCAGAUUUACCGGGACUAUGGUAUGGACUUGCAGCAGGGCCUACGGGAGCGCUUUUCGGAUCGGAACAUUUUGGGGAAGACAUCGGAAUAUGGUAGAGCGGAGACUGGUUCUCGGCUGUUAUACACGACGGACAAAUCUUGGUCACACGGAACAGGGGAAAUGCCGUUUUGGUCUCUCUUUUCCUUUUGAUUGAGGUGCAUUGCUACGGGGAGUUGGGCAAUGCUUUCCAUUCUUUUUACUUUGCCAGGAGCAUGUUGGGGCAAACAAUGUAGAUAGCGGGGAACUGCGGACAGCGACAUGACGGAUCUCAAGAGUGUACCAUCAUCUGGAUGAGACUGUACGAUGCUCUCUGUACGAGAUUUCUAAAUGCUAUUACGUCUUGUUUUUGGGCUGGAUCUUCCACCGCUGGAUCAUCAUGUGGCGGGAGCGUAUUCCAGGGGGGUUGGUGGACAAG
Molecule: messenger RNA, 2270 nt
Organism: Cladophialophora immunda
Lineage: Eukaryota; Fungi; Ascomycota; Eurotiomycetes; Chaetothyriales; Herpotrichiellaceae
Exons: 3
Coding region: 822-1646 (274 amino acids)
Source: RefSeq, a predicted model, not a curated record